UCUUUUUUCUCAGUAAAAGUUUGUACGCUUCCCGGCCAAGUUGUGCCGAUGCGAGCGUCUGUCCAUACGUGGUUACGAUAGUGGCGCUACGGUUUUUUUUUGUUUUGUGUCUUAAGGUGGAUCCCAGGCUCAUAUCAGCAAGGUCAAAAGUGCUGCUUGCCUCAUCAACAAUACCUUCCACAGUUUGGCACUGUUGCGUGUGAUGCGGAUCAUCAGUGAAGUGUGCGUCGUUUCGAACAUUUGAUAUCGCGGUGUGGCAAUUUAAGCGCAGUCUCUUGCUGGACACACACAUCAGCACACCAGCAGCAAAUGUGCGUGCGCGUGUGAAGGCGCCCGUAAGCAAACCGUAAAUAACAACACAGCGGUGCGAGCGUGCUCGCUCGCUGUCAAACAGCUGUCGGGGUGUAAGAUCCCGCAAAAAGCGAGAAACCUUCGAAAGCGAGAUGCGAUCUGAGGGGCCCAAUAACGUCAGGUGUUAUGCAGUCCUGAUGUUACUGAUUUCCAUCGGUACGGUGCAUACCUACCGCCGGCAUCACCCCCGGCAACAGGCUUCGUUCGUAUCGAGAAGUGACUUCGACUGGCAUCUCGCCCGUGAAGUUUUUCAGCGUGAGAACUCGAAUGUCGUAUUUUCCCCGUUCUCUAUUAAACUUUUGCUAACGCUCCUGUACGAGGCAGCCAAGCCGGGAUCUGCUACUCACACCGAACUCGAAGCGGCACUGUGCGAUCCAGAUCUGAACCGAACGCGUGCCUUCUACACCAAGUUUCUGGAUGCAUCAGCGCAAGCGAACGGUGACUAUGAGUUCGAUAUCGGAACGAAAAUGUUUCUGGACAAAGCGCACGGGAAGCUCCCGCAAAUGUAUACGGAUUUGCUUGAGCAAACCUAUCACACCACGGUAGAACGAGUGACGUUCAAUGGCAACAAGGCGACCGCCGAUCAGAUAAACAGCUGGAGCGAAAAGGUGACCCGCGGACGUAUCACGGAACUAGUAAACGAAGACACACUGCGGGAUGCACAGCUCAUCCUGGCAAACGUGCUGUUCCUGAAAGCAUCCUGGAAGAACUCGUUCCCCGACGACCAAACGCACAAUCGGACGUUCCAUGUCACCGACGGCGAUACAGUGACAGCCGAGUUCAUGAACCAGAUGGAUCUGUACGAUUAUACCGACCAUGCGAAACUCGGUGCAGAAGUGUUACGACUGCCGUACAAAGGACGCCAGUUCAGCAUGAACAUCAUAUUGCCCUACCGGAACGUGUCCUUGGCGGCUCUUACCACUUCCCUUACACCCGCCAUGCUUGACUCGAUAACGCAAUCGUUUGUGCGAGAAGAGGUAACCGUGCUGAUACCAAAGUUUCGAUUCAACCACGGCACACAGCUCAACGAAGCCAUCCAGAGCCUGGGAAUACGCGACGUUUUCACCUCCAAUGCAGCACUUCCACUGCUUUCCCCUACCGAUGACCCAGCGCAAAACGGCACCAAGAAAAACUCACUUCAGGUGUCGAAGAUACUGCAAAAAGCGGGAAUCGAAAUAAACGAAAAGGGAACGCUUGCCUUCGCUGCCACAGAAAUUCAGCUAGUCAACAAAUUUGGUUACGAUGGCGAUCCAAUCGUAUUUGAAGCUAACCGGCCGUUUUUGUUCUACAUACUCGACGAAGAAACCAAUGCGCUGCUAUUCGUGGGAAAGGUGAUGGAUCCUUCGCACGUAACGCCUUACCUCUAUACGAACAUGGGAAUCUUCCACGGUGGACGGUGGGCAGUGCUAUGUUGUGUGUUUACGUUAACCAACGCUGCAGCAACUCCAAGGAAAUUCCUUCAGGAUCGUUUCAGUGUUGACUAUCAACCAUUCGAAGGGCCGUGGAAUGAUGACUUCGACUGGGGCGUAAUAAAGGAGGUACUACAUAAAGCUCCGGGCAAUGCAGUAAUAUCACCGCUCUCCGUCAAAGCGUUGCUUGCUCUGCUGUAUGAGGGUAGCGCGAGCAAAUCCGAAACGGAGCGUGAACUUCUCCAAGCGCUCAGUGGUGGCAAUGAUCAGUCCGUUUCCAAGCUGCAAAAUGAUCUGCUGCAGUACAAGCAACAGCACCGAAAUCUACUCAUCACUGAUCGCGUUUACCACGACGUUUCGGUGACGAUCAUUCAAAAGUAUUACAGCAUUAUUGCGGCCCGGUACAAUGCUACAGCGCAAGCGAUCGACUUCCAGGACAAUGUGGCCGCGGCAGCACAGAUUAACGAGUGGAUUGCCCAGAAUACGCGUGGGAACAUUCAGAACAUCAUCAAACCGGACAUGCUGCAAGAUGCGUUGAUGCUGUUGAUCAACACGAUCUAUUUCAAAGGUUCGUGGGCUAUUCCAUUUCCAACAAAUGCCACUGUGGAGAGGCAGUUCUACCCUGGAAGGAGAUCGACAGCAAGUCGUUUCGGUGCUCGAACCACUCCCUUUAUGAAGCAGCGUGAACGUAUCUUUUUCUACAAACACUCGCACCAGUUAAAUGCCCAAUUUCUUCGAUUGCCGUACGACACCAACCAACUGUCAAUGGUAGUCGUGCUGCCAGAUGAGCAGCUCUCGUUAGGUCAGUUAAUUUCGCGUCUUACACCGCAAUCGGUUCACCAGGCACUGGCGGAUAUGACCGAAGAAGAGGUGGAGAUCGAGCUACCGCGGUUCAACAUCAACUACUCUGGCUCCAUGAGAGAAUGUCUACAGCAACUUGGCAUCUCACGCGUGUUUAGCGAUCAAGCCGAACUACCGUUGAUAUCACGCGGCCGUACCACACCACUGAAGGUUAGCACGAUACUGCAAAAGAGCUGCAUUCUUGUGGACGAACAGGGCACGGAGGCAUCAGCCGCUACUGAAGGAACGCUAGUGUUUACGAUUCUCAACCAGCCGAUCAAGUUCAUUGCCAACCGGCCGUUCCUCUUCCUGAUCUAUGACGAAGACAAGGGCAACUGGCUGUUUGCUGGCAAAGUGGAAGAUCCACAAGCCUGAAAAGGUGAGACAAUGAACCCCCUUAUCUGCUAAAACAAUACGAUGUAUAAUCAAGAUCAUGCAAUAAAUAAGGUCCACAGUGUAGCAUAUUUUCACAAA
Molecule: messenger RNA, 3074 nt
Organism: Anopheles funestus (African malaria mosquito)
Lineage: Eukaryota; Metazoa; Arthropoda; Insecta; Diptera; Culicidae
Exons: 11
Coding region: 444-2975 (843 amino acids)
Molecular function (GO): serine-type endopeptidase inhibitor activity
Source: RefSeq, a predicted model, not a curated record